AUGUCGUCUUCCAAGUCGUGGUACUCGCUCAAGUCAAAGGCCAUCCCAUCCCGUUACGGCCUCUCCAAGAACAUCCAGACCCUGCUGCAGAGCCUCGAAGACUACCAGAACGGGUCGCUCGAUGCCACCGAGCUGGGGCGGCUGGUGCGCCUGAGCCCCCAGCGCCGCUCCGCCAUCGCCAAUACAAUCACAAAGUGCGCAAACAUCAUCAAGAAGCAGCCCUCCGAGAUCAAGACGUGCGUCGACAUCAUCGAAAUGUGCACCGAGAUUCUCGAGAUUGCCGAUAAACGCCCGCCCAUCCAAGCCUUCCCCUUUAUGAAAUUGCCCGUCGAGAUUCGCGACAAGAUCCUUGACCUCAUGAUCAAAGCCGUCUUCCGCAUAGACUUGCUCGUCCCCGCCACAAACGCCAGCGCCUGCAGGUGCCCGUCGAUUGACCGCGGCUCCGCCUACCAGACGGCCCAGAUGAAGGCGCUGCCUACUCUGCUCGGCACCUCUCUCAACCACGAGUUUUGCCGCAGCUUUUUCCGCAAAAAGACGUUUCGCUUCAGAUGUGCCUGCGAGCUUCUCGUUCACCUGUCGAGGGGCGGCACCUUUAAAGACAACGUCCGCCACGUCAACGUUCACUGGUGUGGCCUCGACUCGGCGACCGCAUUCAAGAUGCUGGCACAGUGCCCAUACCUCGAGAGUCUGACCGUUAGCAUCUCCAAGUCGACAUAUACCCAUAUGAACGGGCAGGGCGAGCUCAUGCGAAGCUUCUUCCAUCUUUCCUUUCGAAAUACUCGUCUCAUGGACGUCCUUGGCUUCGAGGAGCUUUUGGCCAUCCGUGGCCUCAAGAGUGUCCGCGCUUCGCAUGCCCAACCCAAGAGCAACACCUCUUUUGCCGCCGAGCUGGAGCGCGCCGGCCUUUCCAGCCUGCUCUCGAGCAAGCUGACGCUGCCCCCCGCGGAACACGACGACUCUGAUUAA
Molecule: messenger RNA, 966 nt
Organism: Hirsutella rhossiliensis
Lineage: Eukaryota; Fungi; Ascomycota; Sordariomycetes; Hypocreales; Ophiocordycipitaceae
Exons: 3
Coding region: 1-966 (321 amino acids)
Source: RefSeq, a predicted model, not a curated record